UUGUUUAUCAACAAAACAUUUCAAUCAGAAAUAAAUAAAGUGUUCAUUAAUUAAUAAUGCCUCCACCGAAAAGAAGGUUAAAGAAAAUUUCAGAUCCGCUUGUGUCACCACCAUCAGCAUCAAAGAGAUUAAAACGUGAGAAAGCUGAGGAUGUAAGCUUAGAUAAUGAAGAUUCGAGUCCAUUGAAACGGGAAAAAAGUUCAGAAAUUGAGGAAAGUGAUUUGUUGGAAAAAAUUCCUGUAUCAAGUAGGAAAAAGCAGCCACAACGCGGUCGAUAUGCAAAGUAUGACAAAGAAGAUCUGCUUGAAGCUGUCCAAAUGGUGCGAACUAAGAAACUUUCACUUCAUAAUGCCGCAAAGCAGUACAAUGUACCAAAAACAACAAUACUUAACUAUGUCACCAACGGAGAUCGUGAGCACAGCAAACGAGGAGUUGAACCAGCACUAAAGCCAGAAGAGGAACAACAAAUUUUGACAUGGCUCCUUGAUGGUUCUGAUUUGGGAGUUCCUAGAACCAAAAAAGACUUGAUUCAAGCAGCUAUUGAUGUUUUGAAGAUUAACAACCGGCCGAAUGUUUUUAAGAACCGAGACCCAACUCAUCACUGGAUCAAAACUUUCACAAAUAGACAUAAAAGUUGCGUUCGGCUACGGAAUUCGACAAGUCCGAUAAAUGAGGGAAAAUUCUUUCAAAAAUUUUAUUCAUUUUUAGACAAAAGUGAUUAUUUGGAUGUGCUGAAAAGACCAGAUGCAUUUUACAUCAUAGAAGACACAAAUCUCGAAUUUGAUCGUGAAAAAAUCAAUCCAGAACGAAGAAUGCUCCUUAAAAAAUGUCUGACAAAGAAGUCCGAUGAUCCAUCAUCGUAUCGUCUAAAGAACAGUGCAACAGUGAUUUAUGGAUUUGGAGCUGAUGGUCGAGGACUCCAACAAGUUGUAAUUUUUCGAGAUACUUUUAAUGAAAUGGCAAAAGUCGCACUUGCUGAUAGAGAUGCAAAUGCAAAUUUUUUAUAUCUUAGGACACAAGACGGUGGUAAUGUCGAAGCGUCACUUCAUUGCUACUUAAAGAGACUUGAUGCUCAACUGAAAGAUGUUGAAAGGCCAAUUUUUGUAUUUUGUGGUGAGACACUUCCAUCUGUUGGACUUGAACUAUCACGAUGGUGCAAUGAAAAGAAGAUUUAUGUCAUUUCCUUCAUUCCCAAUAAUGUUAGUGUACUGCAAAAAUUUGACGAUAGAAUAUUUGGAAUUAAAAAUACUGGUUGGGGGAUAGAACUUGAUAAUUAUCAGGAUGAAGAACGCGUUGAUAAAUUAUCGGAAAUUGAUUUUGUUAAAGUAUUGAAAAAAACAAAUGAUCGAGUUUUUGAUGAAGAUAAAAUAUUUCAAGCUUUUGCUGAAGCUGGAGUUUUUCCAUUUGAUAUGACAAAAGUCAAUGACUUGCCUAGUGACUAUCCUUCAGAUGACGAGGAUAAUGCGGCUGAAAAGAAAAUUACAAAAAUAUCGACAAAAAUUCAACAAAUGCAGGAAUUAAGUAAAGAAUUGUCAAUUCAGCUAAAGAAUAAAAAGCGAGAUGAUUUAGUAUUGAACGUUAAGAUCAUCACUCAGCAGUUGGACUUUGUUGAAUCCUCACUGUAAGGGAUUGUUUCCUCAUAUUCACUAGAAUUUUGUAUACUGAUUCUGAGUGUUAACAUCCAUCAAGUUUGUUUGGAAUUCGUGAAAGGCAUGCCAACCAAGAGCAACGACAGUCAAAUUUGAUAUUACUCAUUCGAUCAAACCUAAUACUUUGUAAUGUUUUUUAAUUAAAAA
This is a messenger RNA of Chironomus riparius, 1796 nucleotides long. NCBI's taxonomy places the organism in Eukaryota, Metazoa, Arthropoda, Insecta, Diptera, Chironomidae. The record is from the annotation of a GenBank genome assembly.